UCCCGUGUGUCCCUCUGACCGUAGAUUCUAAAACCAUAGCAGCCAAACUCCAACAUCGUAGGUGGCGGUAUUUACACUUUCACAUCAGUGCCACCAGCCAAAAAUAAAAAUAAAUAAAUAAAUAUAUAAAAGAAGAAGAAGAAGAAGAAGAAACCAAAUUUUUCCGAGGAGUCCCUGAACGUAGCACGAUGCCGAAAGUGGAGAGGCAGCUAAACAUGGCGGCUACAAGCUAGUUUGCGGUCAAUGGUUUAUCCACACAGCGCCGUCUUCUUUAUUAUCUUUGUCAACAGUCAGGAAAUAAUCUCGAACAGCAAGGACUCGCUGAACGGGUCAGUGAAUGGAUUUCAGCCAUUCCUCUUCUUUCCAGGUUUUUAUCAAGCUGCUGACCGGUAGCCUAUGUUAGGGCGGUUUGUGAGUCACGGAGGACGCGAAACCUGUGUAAACUGUCAACAACAGUGGGCUGAAGACUGAGUGUGUCUGCGAGGUUUCUUCACCGUCCUCCAGGUCUCUUUUCUGUGAGCCCCUUAUUACUUCUUCAACUCUGGCCCCAAUCAACGAUGUCAUCAUCACCAUCAAAGCCAUCUAUUUCCUCCCCCUCUCUCAGAUCCCAGAUGCGACCGUCCGCAGUUGUGGACUCUCUGUCUGUGUCCUCCCUGUUGUCUGGGGAUUUAGACGAUGAGGGAGCUGUAGAAAGAGGAGGAGAAAUGAGCACUGAAGUACUGGGAGACCUAGAAGUGAACCCAUAUGAUGGUUUGCCCUUUUCUUCACGGUACUACAGCCUGCUGGAAGAGAGGCGACAUUUACCUGUAUGGGAGCUCAGGCAGAGUCUGCUGGAACACCUGGAGAACCACAACAUGGUGCUGGUCAGUGCACCCAGUGGAGCCGGAAAAAGCACUCAGGUGCCACAGUGGUGUGUGGAGUAUGCUUGGUCUUUUGAGUUUUCCCAGGGAGUUGUGUGCUGUUCACAACCUUAUUCAGUUGCAGCGGUGAGUUUGGCCCUUCAUGUGGCUGAUGAGAUGGAUCUCAGCCUGGGUCUGGAGGUGGGCUACAAGGUGUCUCAUGAUGACAGCUGUACACCAGACACUCUGCUCAGGUUUGUUAGUGACACUCUCUUGCUAGAGGAAAUGAUGUCAGACCCUCUGUUGCAUCAGUAUUCUGUCAUAGUCUUGGAUGAGCUCCAGGAGCGCACUGUACCCACUGACGUGCUGCUGGGCCUGCUGUGUGAUGUCUGCCACCAGAGGCCCAACAACUUUCGGGUAGUUCUCCUCACUCACCCUACGCUGGCACCACGCCUCUCCGCCUUCUUGGGACCCUCUGUUGCACACCUCACACUAGACAACCUGAACACUGCACCUCCUACCAGAGACGAGAAAGAGGAGGGUGAGAAGGACAGGAAGGCUGAAAACGUCAGUGUAGAGACACUAUAUAGAGAGCUUACAUCAGUGAAAGACUCCGUGGCUGCUGCGUGUCAUAUGGUGUUGGAUCUUCAUCGAAGAGGAGAGGAAGGAGAUGUGAUGGUGUUUCUUGCUAGUGGACAGGAAAUAGAAGAUUGUGUGACACUGCUGGAGAACGAGUCUAUAGCUCUGAGUCCUCAGCUCGGCUCUCUCAGAAUCCUCCCCCUCCAUGCUGGACUCGGUGGGCUGACCCAGCGGGUUUAUGAGUCUGAUCCCAAAGCUUCUAUACUGAGCGAGAAUGACAGCUUUGAGGGUGUGGAAAGCUCAGUGGCUGGAACUGGUGGCAUGCAUGUCAAAAGGAAGGUUGUAAUCACUGAUACACUCGCAGAGGCCUCCUUCUCGUUGCAAGCCAUUCGCUAUGUCAUAGACACAGGUUAUCAACUGAAAACUGUUUACAAUCCACAAAUAAGGGCAAACUCACAGGUCCUGAGGGCUAUCAGCAAACCCCAAGCAGACAUGCGGACUCAGAGAGUAAACAGUCACCUUCCAGGGGUAUGUGUCCGCCUAUACCCUCAGUCUCUGUAUGAGCAAGGUAUGGGGGAGACUCAUUGUCCAGGUGUGGUGGAGGAGAACCUCAGCCACUUGGUACUGCUGCUUAAGAGGCUUGAUAUUGCUGACAUGGGACAGUGCAAAUUCCUGGACAGACCAGCCCCAGAGGCUCUGAUGCAGGCUUUGGAGGACUUGGACUACCUGGCAGCACUGGAUGAUGAUGGUAAUCUGUCAGAAGUGGGCAUAAUAAUGUCAGAGCUGCCACUGGAGCCACCACUUGCUAAAGCCCUCAUUGCUGCCUGCGAGUAUGACUGUGUUGAUGAACUGCUCACUAUAGCUGCCAUGCUCACAGCCCCUUCCUGCUUCAUGACUGCAGAACCCAGCAACGAAGAGUUUGUUGUCACACACUGGCGUCCUCUAAUGCACACAGAAGGAGACCACAUGACUCUCAUUAAUAUUUAUAAUUCUUUCAUUGAGCAUAAUCAGGAUGAGGCCUGGUGCAGAACAAACUUCUUCGCUCAUUCAGCCUUGCGAUUGGCUAUGGUGAUCAGGGCAGAGCUGCUGGAUGUUAUGCAGCGAAUAGAGCUUCCUGUUUCUCCCUCUGCUUUUGGAUGUCAAGACAAUUGCACAAAUAUCAAGCGUGCUCUUAUCUCAGGCUUCUUCCUCAAAGUGGCACAUGAUGUGGAUGGCUCUGGUAACUAUCUUCUGCUAACUCAUCGCCAUGUGGCUCACCUUCAUCCUUUCUCUUCUUACCUGUGCCGGCAGCAGUUCCCAACGCCCCCGAGCUGGGUCCUUUAUCAUGAAUUCACCAUUUCCCGGGAUAACUGCAUCCGCAUUGCUUCUGAAGUCCACCCUCAGAUGCUUGUGGAACUGGUCCCCCAGUACUACCUGGGAAACCUGCCCUCCAGUGAUGGUAAGGAGCUGCUGAUGGAGAUCAGGCACAGUAUGGAGCCUCCAUCAUGCGGAGCAUCACAAGAUCAGAACAGGACUCACAGAGACACUAGCACAUCAGGAGAGGGUCACAAUCAGUCCAGCACUGAGCUCUGUGUUGUCCAGUGAGACAGAUGACGAGGCAGAGCUUCUCAGGAGAACACAUGGCUGUCACGUUGGAUCUGAGAUGUGGUACUUUUAUUAUCGGUACCAUUUGUCUGUAAAAUGUCAUCUUAGUGUGGAAUAGACCUUCUGUAAAGUGGCUUUAGGAACGGUCACACUUCAUUAUUUGCUUGUUUUGUUGUUCUCUGUAUAGACUUUAAAUGUAAUUUUAAACACUUUAUUUAAUUAGGGAUUUCUAUGUUUCUACUAAAUAAUGCUGUCACAACUUUAUUUAAUUGAGGACAAUUGUAUCAACUUGACCAAACAAGGGAGUCUAUAGACAAUAUACACACUCUUUCAGUAAGGUGAGAUAUUGUGAUAUUUAACCUCGAUGCAUAUGCCCAUGAAUAAAUGGGUUCUCAGGGCUCACUAUCAUGACACACUGUAGCAGUAAAGCACAGAGCUUCUAUUUUCAACUUUUUAAAUAUAGCUUGUAAAUGAUUUAGCUUUUCUGCCAUCAUCUUCCUUCUGCCUUUUCCUUUUUAAUGUGAGUCAAUACAGAAUGAGCUUCAAAUAAAUUAAAAAAAAAAAAAAUCAUGUUUGAAAUAUCGAUCUGAUUUUUCACAUUAUAGAUACCUAAGUGGCUUUGAAAAUAGCUUCAUUACUGUGUAACCCUAACUAUAAGCAAUAAAGGUAAUAUACUGAUUUCCUAGCACUCCUGAUUUGUCAUUCAAAACAAUACAAACGUGAAUAUUUGGCUGUAUAGUUUGGUUAUUGUCAUGCCAGAAUCUUAAGAGCUUUUUGGUCUCAGUGUUGUGAAUCCACGAUACAGUGGUGUGAAAAUGUUUUCCUUCCCAACGUCUUAUUGUUUUUGCACAUUUGUCACACUUAAAUGUUUCAGAUCAUCAAAGGUAACCCAAGUAAACACAAAAUGCAGUUUUUAAAGCUGAAUUCAUGUAUCCAUUUAUCACAGCAUGUCUUCCAGGUCCUGAAGCAGGAAAACAGCCCCAGGCUAUCACACUACCACCACCAUAUUUUACUGUUGGUAUGAUGUUCUUUUUCAGAAAUGUGGCGUUACUUUCACCCCAGAUGUAAUCAGACACACACCAUCCAAGAAAUUUCAACUUUUGUCUGGUCAGUCCACAAAGUAUUUUCCCCAAAGUCUUGGGGAUCAUCAAGAUGUUUUCUGGCAAAACAGACGAGCCUUUAUGAUGUUUUUGCUCAGCAGUGGUUUUCAUUGUGAACACUGACCUUAACUGAGGCAAAUAAGGCCUGCAGUUCUUUGGAUGUUGUUGUUGGGUCUUUGGUGACCUCUUGUAUGAGUGUUUGCUGUGCUCUUGGGGUGAUUUUUCCUGAGAAGGUCCACUACUUUUCCAUGUGGUUCACUGGAGUGCCUAAGCUUUAGAAAUGGCAUUAUAACCUUUUGCAGAAUGAUAGAUCUCGAUUACUUUCUUUCUUAUUUGUUCCUGAAUUUCUAUGGAUCUCAGCAUGAUGUCUAGUUUUUGAGGAUCUUUUGUUCUACAUCACUUUGUCAGUCAGGUCCUAUUUAAGUGAUUUCUUGAUUGAGAACAGGUGUGCAGUAAUCAGGCCUGGGUGUGGCUAGAGAACUUGAACUCAGGUGGGAUAAACCACACUUACAUUUUUAAAAGGGGUUGGGGAAUCACUUUUUCCAUGGAGGGCCAUGUUGGUUUGGAUUAUUUUCUCCUUAAUAAUAAAAGCUUUUUUAAAAAAAGUGUUUACUUGUUAUCUUUGUCUUAUAUUCAACUUUGUUUGAUGAUCUGAAACAUUUAGUUGUGGCAAACUUGCAAAAAAAUAAGAAAUCAGGAAGCUUGCAAACACUUUUUCACACCACUGUACAUUCUAUGUCCAGUAUGAUGUUAACAUUACAUAAAAGCAAAAUAUGCAUUAUUUUGCACAUCUGCAUUGUCCAAGUAUCUAUGUAAAAUUGCAUCUUCAUUCCAAAUUGUCCAAAUAUCUACACAUAGUUUAGUUAAAAUCACAAUUCUUUUUCACAGUUUUAUUGUAAUCUUCCAAAAUGAAAAAGGUACUGUAUGUCCUAUAGGUUCAACCGGGAUUAGUUUUUUCAUAUGGUAAAUUAGGGCAGUACGGUGGUGCUGAAUUUUUGCACUGUCCAGGGGUUCUUGGUUCAAACCUGCCUGGUACCUUUAACAAGAAGUUUCCAUAUUCUCCCUAUGCCUGCUUGGGUUUCUCUGGUUUCUUCCCACAUUCCAAAGACAUAAUGUAUUUGAGCUUAAUUUGUGAUGCUAAAUCGGCUGUUGUUAUGGAAGUGAGUGUGGUUGUUUGAAUGGUUGUUUUUCUUUUUGUGUUAUCCCUGUAAUAGACUGGCAAUCUGCCCAGGGUGUGUCCUGCCUCUCCCCCAAUGACAGCUGGGAUACAGCACAC
Messenger RNA from Mugil cephalus (flathead mullet), 5378 nucleotides. RefSeq names its product DEAQ box RNA-dependent ATPase 1 (gene dqx1). Gene Ontology annotation, cellular component: intracellular anatomical structure; spliceosomal complex. The record is from RefSeq and is a predicted model, not a curated record. Gene Ontology annotation, molecular function: RNA binding. Bases 558 to 3002 code for a protein of 814 amino acids. Lineage: Eukaryota; Metazoa; Chordata; Actinopteri; Mugiliformes; Mugilidae. The transcript is spliced from 12 exons.